Messenger RNA from Cydia fagiglandana, 710 nucleotides. RefSeq lists its product as uncharacterized. Gene Ontology annotation, cellular component: extracellular region. The record is from RefSeq and is a predicted model, not a curated record. NCBI's taxonomy places the organism in Eukaryota, Metazoa, Arthropoda, Insecta, Lepidoptera, Tortricidae. Gene Ontology annotation, molecular function: structural molecule activity. The transcript has 5 exons. Bases 24 to 710 code for a protein of 228 amino acids.
AUAAAGAUCGGUAUAAUGAUGAUAUGGGUUUAUUUGAAAGAAACGGUCAUGUAUUCGGUUUCGAUGAAGGGAAUCCGGACAUUCAUGGUGAAAUACUUCGCCCAUGUCAAGUAUACGACACGUUUUGCAUUCGAAAGUUCUUCGCGGAACACUCGGCAUGCAAGGUCUCUGGAAGGGCUGUGCCCGAACCUUUGUACAGGGCUGAAGGUAGCGUCAAUUUUGCCAGUAACAACAUGUCGGAAACCCAGAUCACUGCUGAUUACGGUGGACUGAACAACGCCAGAGUUUCCGAGUUUUAUAUCAACAAUGUAACAGACAACUUGGUGAUUGCGGUCACAUUCGACAGCGUGUCAAAGUUUUCCAACAAUACUUACUACAAGUAUUAUCUUAGAGGCAGGGAGCCUGUGGUCACCAGGGACUUUGGAGGAAUACGAUAUGGAGUGCUGACUGUAACAGUAAUAAUACCCCAUAUACACAAUCUAAGGCUGGAUAGAUCUGAAAUAUAUACGUACGGAGACAAUGACGUUUUUCCGUUCGCUCUCGGACCCCAGAUUGGAACCAGUACAGAUCCUGAAGUGACAUCCAUGUAUGCCCGUUUCUACACUAACAUUCCAGCGGAGUACCAAGAAGAAAUAUCCAAUCAAGGAAAUUACUUCGUUGGAAACUACUUACAAUAUAAUAUUUGUGACUUCGGUGUGAAAGUAUUGUAA